Molecule: messenger RNA, 2397 nt
Organism: Mycosarcoma maydis (corn smut)
Lineage: Eukaryota; Fungi; Basidiomycota; Ustilaginomycetes; Ustilaginales
Product: histone methyltransferase DOT1
Exons: 1
Coding region: 1-2397 (798 amino acids)
Biological process (GO): DNA damage checkpoint signaling; DNA repair; regulation of transcription regulatory region DNA binding
Cellular component (GO): nucleus
Molecular function (GO): histone H3K79 methyltransferase activity
Source: RefSeq, a predicted model, not a curated record
AUGAUCAAUUUCUUCGGCGGCAAGGCGCCAACAGCCGCUCAGCCGGCAUCAUCAACAUCGACUGCUGUCAAUGGCGCUAGAUUCGCAUCCGUAUCGACAUCCUCUUCCGCUUCCGCUUCCGCUGCAGGCCAGCCCCCCCUCAAAAAGACCAAAAUCGCUCCAUCACCCGUCACAGUCGUCACCACUGUUAAGAAAAAGGUGGCUCCACCCACAUCCGUAGAGCCACGUGAUCCCAUCGCUGCACUUUCCGGCUACAACUCCAAAAAUGCGCUCCCCGAGGAGAAGCGUCGGCGCAUCAUCGAAGAGAGGCUUGCUGCUCAGCGACAAAAGUCGAUCGAGUCCAGUCUCGAGGCUCAGUUGAGAGCUCCCACCAAAUCUUUGUCCAAAUCUCAAUCUGCCAGUUCAACUUCCAGACGUUCCGCUGCAUCUUUCUCCAAGCCAAAGACAAAGAAACCACGCAAAAAGGUGGUCGACUCGGACUCUGACCAUGACGAAUUUGGUGAUUAUGGCAAAUCAUCUCGCAAGCCCAGCACCGCUCCUUCCACCCCUCGUGCAUCUAAGCGCACCAGCGUCGAUCCACAUCCGACCUCAGAUAGCUACCAGAAAGUAGGCAGAGAUGGGGUUCAACCAAAUUAUACUGUUCCUCGCGACAUUCGCGCAUCAACUUCCCCAACAAAUACCACUGCAAUACCAAUAGACACCCAGUCCAGGCCUAGCAAGCCAAUCUCGUCGGCCGACAUUGUCACCGCCAACAUCAAAAACUACGGCCCCUACUUCAAUGGCCUCGGCGAUGCUCCGCGUGCUGUGCUCGAGUAUCCUGGUACAGACGCAUCGGAAGAAUUCCUGCUACUCGUCCCCAAGGAUGCUGAUGAGUACGAUCCAUUGAUGGAGCUCCUCGCCACCGUUCGUGCCAUUGUGACACACUACCUCACCCCGGAGCAGCGCAAAGCCUUUGGCUCUCUCGACAGUUUGGAAGUUUCCAACAACGCCGGUAUGAUCCUACCCAGUGCUACCCAUGGUGCCUCAGCCUCAACAAGCGCCGUUUGCAACAUGGUGGCGGCACUCACCGACUCGAAUGGCAUCAACGGCGCACGUGCCAAGUCAGCCGACUUGCUCGAUGGCCAGGGCUCCAAGGCUGAGCGCAGAAACCACCUAGUCGGUGCUGGAACGUAUAAAGACACCGGAUCCAUGACACCAGAGCCACACGCCAACGGCAUCUCACAGACAGCACCUGUGUCUCCCACCUCGCAGACUAGCGGUAUCAGUGCAUCGGCGGGUGGCAGCUCGGUCGCUAAAACGGUUCUAGUCAACAAUGCACUGCUUCGCCUAGAUUCUCCUGCUCCCACCGAGCUCUCAGUUGCUUCAGACCACUCCUCCACCCCGGCUGCAUCUUGCGGCACCGAUCCAGAUUCUAUCCUUCGCUCCUUCACCAAAGCACGCAAUCGCCGCGAUGGACCCCUGUUUAUGCGAACGCUCGCACGUUUCAACUCGGCGCUCGCCGCUUUGCGCGACACUGGCGCACUGGCAGCCAACAUUGCCGAUCUCGGCUCUUGCACCGGUGUUCCCGAGGGCAUCUGGCGUUUGAUCCAGGACCAAGUGUAUGCACGAGUCGUCGGUCCACGCGUUGAAGAACUCGGUCGCUAUCAAGCGUUCUCCGACAACGUCUAUGGCGAGUUGCUUCCGCGCUUCAUGUCCGAGAUUGCCCAACUCACCCUCUUGGGACCGGAAAAGGUGUUUGUCGAUCUGGGCUCGGGUGUCGGCAACCUGUUGAUCCAGACGAGUCUGCAGACGGGUGCCGAAGCGUAUGGAUGCGAGAUGAUGCGCAUCCCUGCUUCGCUGGCGAGUCAACAGGUUGUCGAGGCGCAGCUGCGCUGGGCCGCGUGGGGUCUGCGCGGCGGCUCAGCGAUUGAAGCAUGGCAGGGUGAUUUCGGCGAUCAUGGCGGCGUGCGCGACGUGCUGAAACGCGCCGAUGUGGUGCUGGUCAACAACUACGCGUUUCUGCCCAAGACCAACGAAAACCUCUCGUUACUCUUUCUCGACUUGCCCGAUGGCGCUAAAGUGGUUUCGCUGAAACCGUUCGUCCCGCCCGACUUCCGGUUGACACAGAGAACGCUCAGUAGUCCAUUGGCGAUCCUAAGGGUCACAGAGAGAUUGUAUACCUCGGGUUGUGUGAGUUGGGCCGAUGGUGGCGGAAAGUAUUACAUCCAGGAGGUGGACAGGAGCUUGGUGAGGGAGUUUUUGCAGAAUGCAGGAGCAGCCACGAGAGCCAAGAGGGGGAAGGUGAGCGAGGGAGACGACACGGUGGCCGCGAGCGAUCUUAUGGUCGGUCAGGAUGUGAGGCGCAAGCGAUGGAAGGCUGCACUUCAGGACGAUGAUGAGGACGACGACGAAUUUUGA